This is a messenger RNA of Hyaloscypha bicolor E, 1787 nucleotides long. RefSeq lists its product as uncharacterized. Bases 222 to 1346 code for a protein of 374 amino acids. The transcript is spliced from 2 exons. The record is from RefSeq and is a predicted model, not a curated record. Lineage: Eukaryota; Fungi; Ascomycota; Leotiomycetes; Helotiales; Hyaloscyphaceae.
ACAUUGUUGUUUCAUCUUAUUUAAAAGAGGGGGGCUGGGGAUUUAGAAGGAGUUAACACAGAGUAUGGUUUCAUAUUGAAUCCCUGAACACUUUGGAGACCCCUAGCCAGGUUAAUUCUGCCUCGGGGUUUCAUUUGCUGUGCCACCCCAGUGCGCCUGACGCGGGGCUGAGGCGAGGUCUGACUGCAGGUUCUGCAGGAGCACAAAAAUAAAGACGCUGUAUGCUUUCAAAGAAUGCCAUCCACCCUUUUCAGCUAUCGAAUCUUCACAAAAUGACGCAUGCGAACACCAAUGUCUGGACCUUCGACCUCAGUUCAUUCAUGGUCCUUCUGAGUGAAGAUGAAGAGCUGAAUUAUCGGCUAAUGCGACGGUCGAUUUAUGAAAUUCUAUGUACUGCGCCUGCUGCUGGACUGCAAAGCUAUUUGCGGAGCUAUAGCGUGGCCAUAGAGAAGGUUGGACCGAUAUAUAUAAGCCAGUUGGGAAGGAAGAGUGCCCCGUUACGAAAUCUUCGUCUUGCGAAUACGAUAGCCUCCUAUAAUCUUCUUUGCGACUCCAGAUAUUCCGUCUAUCAGAUUCCCGCCUUACAGGACACUAGAAAUAAUCUGAAAGACAUUCGGUCUCUCUCUUGGAUGCUUGCCACUUGGAUUAUUACAGCGGCGAUAAUAACAUUAUUGGCAAUCCUGCCAGACACUUCAUGGGUUGGCAUUGUGAACUGUGCAGUAUUACCCGGGUGGUCAAUCGCCCUGCGUAUUAUCGAGAGCCAAUGCAUAUACAUCGCCACAAGCUCUCCUUCGCAGCCCGACUGCCUAGAUUCGGUGAUUAUAAUUGGUCGACGAAACUCGUGCUUGAUUCUUGAGGGAAGUCGCCAAGAUAUCAGCCGUUGGACAGGGCUUGGCGUCGAGGUCAAAGACAGUGUUUCUUCAAAGUUUACCGAGUAUUUUACUCGUAUCACAACCCUUCUGAUCUUGGUGUUUGUUUUCGUCUCUAUUCCAAACGGCACGCUGCAUGACCAAGUGUCAUUUAUUGCAAUGAACAUCCUCGGUCAAGCCAACGUUAAAAUUGGCAAAUACCUCAACGCAAAAUCCUGCUUAGGAUCCCUUUCAAAGAUUACCAGCACGAAUGUUCCCAGCCGUACCCACGUUUACGGUCUGCUGCUUCGGCGCUUCGGGAACGGAGACUGGGUAGAUGAAGUCGGACUGCUGCCAAAUACUGCUAUUUGGAAGGAUUGGCGUAAGCUAGUCAUUGCUAGUCAAUCAGAUUCGAAAGAGUUGUAUGAAAAGAUAGUUCAAGAACAUUCUAAGCCCAAGGAAAACCUCGAAAUUCUUGUUCAUCCCGAGACCCGAUGACUGGAUGAGUACCUUGGUCCGAAAUCUCAAAAGCUUCUGUUAGGCUCCUAUCGAUAGCAGCGCUGUCGCCCCAAGUGGCGGUUCCGUUCCUGCUCAAAGAGGAAGAGCUAGCGUUGGAACAUUUAUCUUGAUUUUGGGACGGAUAGAGAAAGUGAGUCUGCUUCGAGUGUUGGCUCGCUGAGGGAAACAUCACGGAGAAAAUCUAGAAUCAGGAUGAAAGUUGAAAAUGUGCGAUUUUGCUUGUUAAAUAUCGAAGAAGGCACAGAUUGAAGAUUGAGGAAACCGCUGUGUUGAUUGAGUUGUGGUUUGGGUGUUCUCCGUAGCAUUGAAGAAGGAUGUCGGAUUGAAGUAUUCAAAAAGACUCAUGGUUUAUUUUAGGGCAACCGCCAUUUUAAAUACAUGGGACGAUUCACCUUUGACCAGGCUAGCCCAAGACAGCAG